Messenger RNA from Scophthalmus maximus (turbot), 4334 nucleotides. RefSeq names its product serine/threonine-protein kinase Nek9 (gene nek9). Bases 1 to 2886 code for a protein of 961 amino acids. Gene Ontology annotation, molecular function: ATP binding; protein kinase binding; protein kinase activity. Gene Ontology annotation, biological process: protein phosphorylation. The record is from RefSeq and is a predicted model, not a curated record. Gene Ontology annotation, cellular component: centrosome. The transcript is spliced from 23 exons. Lineage: Eukaryota; Metazoa; Chordata; Actinopteri; Pleuronectiformes; Scophthalmidae.
AUGUCCCUGCUGGAGGACUACGAGCGACACUUCGACUCGCUCAACUCAGAUCUGGGCGGCGGGUCCGUGGUCAGCGAGCGGUCGGCGUCGGGCACGUUCAACGGCGAGGAGGAGAAGCUGCACUACAUUCCCAUCCGGAUCCUCGGGAGGGGGGCGUUCGGCGAGGCGACUCUGUACAGGCGCACGGAGGACAACUCUCUGGUGGUGUGGAAGGAGGUGGACCUGAACUCGCUGUCGGAGAGGGAGCGCAGAGAUGUCAUGAACGAGAUCAGCAUCCUCUCCAUCCUGGAGCACAACAACAUCAUCGCCUACUUCAAUCACUUUGUGGAUAAGAACACUCUGCUCAUCGAGUUGGAGUACUGCAAUGGAGGGAAUCUGUAUGAUCGAAUCAUCCAGCGGAAGGGGAAACUUUUCACUCAAGAGGUGGUCAUAUGGUACCUGUACCAGAUUGCCUCAGCGGUGGCCCACAUUCACAAGGCUGGGGUGUUACACAGAGAUAUCAAAACUCUGAACAUCUUCCUGACGAAGACUGACCUCAUCAAGCUGGGCGACUAUGGCCUCGCGAAGAAGCUGGGAUCAGAGUUUUCCAUGGCAGAGACUUGUGUGGGAACUCCAUAUUACAUGUCACCUGAACUGUGCCAGGGAGCAAAGUACAAUUUCAAAUCAGACAUCUGGGCCAUGGGUUGUGUACUUUUUGAAGUCUUAACCCUCACAAGAACAUUUGAUGCGACGAACCCUCUGAACCUCUGUGUGAAAAUAGUCCAGGGCAACUGGACAAUGGAUAUGAACUCGGACGUGUAUUCAUCUGCAUUGAUGAAGCUGGUGUACGAGUGCCUCGAUCAAGACCCUGCAAAUAGGCCGACGUGUGAGCAGAUUCUGGACCAGCCGUUCAUUUCUUGCCGCAGAAAGGAGCUUGAAGAGCGAGUUGCCCUUCUAAAUUCAGCCAUGAAGAAACCUAAGUUGAGUACGGCGAGCGAAAGCCCCGUUGCUGUGGUGACCACGCGCUCAAGGGAGGUGUACUUUUGGGGGGGAGGGAAGUUCACCCCCCAGAAGAUGGACAUGUUUAAAGGAGGCAGCAGUGCCCAACAUGUGUGUGCAGGAGAGAGUCACUUUGCAGUGGUGACGGUGGAAAAGGAGCUGUACACCUGGGCCAAUGUCCAAGGCGGAGCCAAGAUGGUGGGCCAGCUGGGGCAUGGAGACCAGGCCUCAUGUCGGCAGCCGAAGAGGGUGGAUAAGCUCCAGGGGAAGGCUAUCCUACAGGUGGCAUGUGGGGCGGACUUCACUGCCUGUGUCACCGAUGAGUACCAGAUGUACAUGUUUGGGUCAGACUAUUAUGGCUGCAUCGGAGUGGAGGGAGAGCUGGGAAUUGAGAUCUUGGAGCCAGUGCUUUUGGAGUUUUUUGAGGAGCGGCCAGUCCGUCAGGUUUCGUGCGGGGACAACCAUGUGGUGGUCCUGACUCAGAACGGGGAAGUCUUCUCCUGGGGCUGUGGAGAGUAUGGGCGUCUCGGCCUCGAGUGCGAGGAUGACUUCUCUUCCCCGAUGCAGGUAGAGCUUCCUAAAGGUGCCAUCAUCUCCUCAGUGUCAUGUGGUAGCGAUGGAACCUUUUACUUGACAGAAACUGGCAAAGUCCUAGCGUGUGGAAACAAUGAAUACAACAAGCUGGGUCUGAACCAGGGAAUCUCCGGUCUCAAAAACCACCCUGGGGAGGGUUACCAGGGGAUCCCAUACACCACCACACUGACCUUGGUAAAGCAGCUGUCGCGGUUCACGAUCCAGGUCAUAGUUCCAGGGAAGACCCACACCGCUGCAAUAGAUGAACGUGGUCGUCUGAUGACCUUCGGUUGCAACAAGUAUGGUCAGCUGGGCGUGAAGGACUUUAAGAAGCACCAGGGCGUCCAAGUGCUCGUUGGACCCUUUGGGGGGAAGAUAGUGACCAAAGUGUCGUGUGGAGAUGGAUUCACCAUCGCAGCCACUGAGGACAAUCAAAUCUUUGCAUGGGGGAAUGCAGGAAAUGGGCGACUCGGGAUGCCCCCCGAUAAGGGAUUUGGUUCGGAGGUUUGCCCUGCCAUGCCAAGGCCCAUCUUUGGUUCCCUCCAUCAUGUACCAGACCUCUCUUGCCGUGGCUGGCACACCAUUAUCAUAAUGGAGAAAGUGCUCAACUCCAAGACUAUUCGCUCCAACAGCAGUGGACUAUCAGUUGGACUGGGCCAGGAGGCAUCUACGUCCACAGUGGAUCUGGACAUGGAGCCUGUUUCAGAGACUGAGGGUCGUGACAGAGGUCUUGGGGGAACAAUGGAGGACAAUACAGAGGAAUGCUUCAUGGAGACCCCGAUGAUGUCGAUGACCAAUCAGACUGGGGACAGCUCCUGCCCUCUGUGGCUUAGAAAGGAGCUCGAGGACGCAGAGUUCAUCCCGAUCCCGGAAGGCUCUGAGCUGUCCACUCCUGACCAGCUCUCUUCUGUCUCUGAGAACGUCACUCUGCCUUAUGAGGAUCUGAAGGAGCUGAAGGCUGCUGCAGCAGCUGUCAGCACUAAGAAAGACCUCUCGACUAAACGAAUGGGCUGUGAUAACAUCAAUGGACUGGAGGCGACGCGCGUCUACACAAAAGGAGAAUCGAGCGCAUGCUGCAAUGCCGGCAGCGAGGUCACACAGCUGCGAGAGACGGUCGCUCAUCAAGAGACCAGGAUCCAGAUGCUUGAGAAGCAGGUCAAUGAGCAGCAGAAGGAGAAUGAGAGGCUCUGGGCGGCGAUCAACUGUUCAGCUCUACGGGAUGCAGGGCGCGACAAUAAUGGCAACCAUCACUCCGAUCGUAUGCCCGGGGAUGUCGGGGGAAGGGGAGGUGGAUUCUCAAACCACGGGAGCAGAUCCGCAGGGGCCAGUGUGUGAGCCUCCGCCCACAGGUGGUGUCCAGAUUAUGGGAGCAGUGUCACAACUCACACCGCAUACUGAAAUAAGAAGCUGGUUAGGUGGGAAGUGGGAGGGUCGGUCAGAGGUGCAGUACACGGAGCAUCCUCAUGUCCGCUCACAAUGGUUACAUUACAGUUUACAUUGUUUGGCAGAGCGCUUAGGUUGCAUGAUUACAUUUUACUGCGUAUGUAAUACUGCGUAACACCCUUGCACACUCUCACAUGCACACUUGUGUUCACCCGGGUGCAGUGAUCUAGCUAGUUUCUCCACAGACUGAAAUGUUGGCUGGAUUCAACAUGAAUGCAUUGGACCGUGACAAGCGCGAGAGACAAUCUGGUCAUAGUGUUGCUCGGCAAUAUGAAUGGUAAAUCGAUGUGUCGGCGGUAUAACUAUUGACUUUUAGCGAUGUCAGCACUGAGGCGUCAGUCCUUAUUGAGUCCGACAUUCGUAUUGAUCACGUAAAGGGCGAGACCAGCUCAUGCAAAUAGGAAACAAUCUCCUAAUGCAUCCAAAGUAAAGGUCUUCUUUUUUUGUUAGCUGUUCAGCCUUGCAGCCAGUAUGUUGUUGUCCAUACUUGGCCUUUUAAUGUGAAAACAUACCUUCUUUAAUAUCACUUAGCUGGUAAUUAGUUUAAUUUCAUCUGAAAGUGCCAACAGCAUAGCCUCUAAAACGGUCAUAUUCAUCAGACUAUUAGCUAUUGCAAACAUAUUCUCGUUAUCUAAUGCAAAUAAAUACUUAAAAAUUUUUUUGCCUGUUUUAUUGUCUUACAAAGAGAAUUUGUGUGAAACACGAAACUACUGAUUAAUUUUUUUUUAACAAGUAGGUUUUCUUAUUUCCGUCUUUGUCUCUUGAAUUGCCGUUGGUUGGCCUUUCUUCUUUAUGUAUGAACACGUGGAAAACAUGGGUCUUUAAGCAAUUGUUAAACAGCUGACCUUGAAGCUCUUACGUUGUUGUUGUUGUCUUUUUUCUUAUUGCAUUUUUUUAAAACAUUUUUUCUGUUUUUGGUACUUCCUGAAAUGUGUUGGAGGGAAAAAAAGAAUAAUUUGCGGAUGCAAAUAUAUUUUUUUGUUUGUUUGAGAUCUGUUGGUUUUGUUUAUUGUGUGUGUGUGUGUUACAACAAAUAUAUGUGUAAAAACCUUUUAUCAUAAUUAACUGACAAGCUAGUAACUUGCGGACAGAUAACCAUCUGUAAAAUGCUAUGUUAAAUACAGACAGUACCUUACAUGCUAUUGAAACCAAAGUUAAAGCAAAUAUGACUUAGCCAUGCCUUAGGUGAUUUUUUUUGACAGCAUUUAAUAUGAGGUUUACUCCCCCCAACAGUUUUCCAAGUAUUGUGGACAUGUAACUGUUAUAUAAAGAAAGACUCUUUGGUCACAGUGUUGCUUCCUGCUUUCUGUAAAAGCCAUAAAUAAAACAGCUGUCUUUUG